Messenger RNA from Musca domestica (house fly), 1965 nucleotides. It is a transcript of the gene aurA, whose product is annotated as aurora kinase C. Gene Ontology annotation, molecular function: ATP binding; protein kinase activity. Gene Ontology annotation, biological process: protein phosphorylation; regulation of cytokinesis; mitotic spindle organization. Bases 142 to 1455 code for a protein of 437 amino acids. Gene Ontology annotation, cellular component: spindle microtubule; spindle midzone; spindle pole centrosome. The transcript is spliced from 3 exons. The record is from RefSeq and is a predicted model, not a curated record. NCBI's taxonomy places the organism in Eukaryota, Metazoa, Arthropoda, Insecta, Diptera, Muscidae.
GUCAUUCCAUUUAAAUAUCAAUUCAAACGGUUCAUUUUCUGUGUGUGUUCCCAACAAUUCGAGAGGUUUUCGAAAGAAUUUUGCAAAAUUUAAUAAAAACUAUUAUUUUUCAAAAAAUAAAACUACAAAUAAAUACAGAAAAUGUAUAAAAAUCCUGCCUCUGGCUUGCGGGAACAGCUAAAAUCGAAAACGAGCUCCACAAAUAAUAAUAAUGCCGGUGAAUAUCAUCAAGGAGCACAAACGACGAACAAAAAUCAUAUUGGCGGGAGUAUGGCGACAAAUCAGCAGCAACAGCAGCGUACCAUGAAUAAAAAGCUACCGGAGACAAAUACCAAGGUAAUGACAAAUAAUGCCAUGCCCCCGCCAAAAAGCACAAGCACUGCGGCAAGGCAUAAUAUGGCCACAACAUCGAAAAUGGGAUCAUCCACUGCCCCCAAAGUGGCUGAAAGUUGGAAAAAGCCCACAAAUCCUGUUGGGACCGGAGCGGCUAGGAUCCAAAACAAGGAAAAUCUGGCCAACGUUGAAAUAAAACAAGAAAACGGCAAGGCAAGUAAACAGCAGUUGAGCAAGGAACAAGAUACGCCAUCAAGUAGUUCCAAUAGUACCUCAUCCUCGGCGGAGGACCAACAAAAGACUGAAAUAAAAAAGGAUAGCAAAAAGGUAUGGUCUCUGUCUAAUUUCGAUAUUGGACGCCCCUUGGGUCGCGGCAAAUUCGGCAAUGUCUAUUUGGCACGAGAAAAAGAAUCCAAAUUUGUGGUUGCCCUCAAGGUAUUGUUUAAACAGCAAAUACACGAAUCCAAUGUGGAACAUCAAGUUCGACGCGAAAUCGAAAUCCAAUCCCACCUGAGACAUCCACAUAUUUUACGUCUCUAUGGCUAUUUUCAUGAUGAGGCCCGUAUAUAUUUGAUAUUGGAAUAUGCCCCAAAGGGAACCCUAUUCAAGGAGCUGCAGGCCCAACCACUUAAACGUUUCGAAGAAAGACAAUCGGCCAUAUAUAUCAAAUCGUUGGCCUCAGCCUUGCAAUAUUUACAUGAACGUGAUGUCAUACAUCGUGAUAUCAAGCCGGAAAAUUUAUUGCUCGGCCAUAAGGGUGAUUUGAAAAUAGCUGAUUUUGGCUGGUCUGUGCAUGAGCCGAAUUCGAUGCGCACCACAUUGUGUGGAACUUUGGAUUAUUUGCCACCCGAAAUGGUUCAGGGUAAACCGCAUACGAAAAAUGUUGAUCUCUGGAGUUUGGGUGUGUUGUGCUAUGAGCUGUUGGUGGGACGAGCACCAUUUUUGGCCACCGAAUAUGAUGAUACGUAUAAGAAGAUAAUAAAAGUCGAUUAUAAGUUGCCUGAUCAUGUAACGAAGGCGGCUGCCCAUUUCAUAUCGAAGCUGUUGGUGUCGAAUCCUCAGCAACGUUUGCCAUUGGAUCAAGUUCUAAUACAUCCAUGGAUUUUGGCUCAUACACAAUGAGAGAUGAUGGCAGGCAGGAAGAAGGCACUGAUUGUUAUUGGCAUAUUUAUUUUUUAAUUUCUUUUUUUUUUAGCGAUUUUAAUGGUAUUUCCCCAUUCUUUUUGUAUAUCAUCCAGAAGCAUUUUUUCAAUGUUAAUUGUAUGUUCAAUGUUUGAAGCACUUUUGUGAACUGGUAAAAUCCUAUUAAAUUGGCUAUGGGGUUUUGAAGAGCAAUCUUUUCCUAAAAUGUUUUGUGAUUGCCUCGAAUAUCCCGAAGGAAUUUAGGUUUGCCAGCCGCAUUAUGUGUUGGAAUGUAUUUUAUAUAAAUGAUUUAAUUAGUCCCAGUUUUUAUAGAUAUCCCUACAGAGAGCAAAAGAUUGAAAAACAAAUAUUUGUUCUUAAUAAUUUUAAGGUUUUUUUUUUUAAAUAUAUUUAUUACUAAUUAGUGUUUCAAAAAAAUAAUACAAAACAUGAAUGAAAAAUAGUUAUUUUUUUAACAUAAAUACAGGCUUGGCUUCUUUUAUUUUUAAA